Auanema sp. JU1783 is the source of this 645-nucleotide messenger RNA. The record is from the annotation of a GenBank genome assembly. Lineage: Eukaryota; Metazoa; Nematoda; Chromadorea; Rhabditida; Rhabditidae.
AUGCCGUUCACAAUAGAUGAGCUGCUUAAUGAACAACAGCGACAGCAUCCAUCAAAAGAUAUUGAGACCUCUCCCAGUAUUAUUCCAUCCCCCUCGUACGUUAUUCCCAAUUUGCCUUUUUCUUUUCCUGUGACUUCAACUGACGAAAUCCAACCUGUUUCUCCUGCUGCCACUGAAGGAGAUGAGACCAUCUCUCCAGACCCUGAAUCUGCUCUUCCUAUAAACUUAAGCACUCCGAAUCAACUUGCUAUGUAUGCGAUUGCUAAUGACAUGCGAACACCCACACUUAUGGAACUACAAAUGUUACUAGGGAUGGCUGCCAGAAAACAUGAUUACAAAAGAGCUAGAAGAGCUGUUGGAGAACGAAAGCCCCGACAAGCAUAUUCUACGAAACAGUUGGAACGUCUUGAAACUGAGUUCCAGAAUGAUAAGUACUUGUCUGUUAAUAAGCGUGUCUAUCUAUCCAAAACUCUGGGAUUGACAGAAACUCAGAUAAAAACUUGGUUUCAGAAUAGAAGAACGAAAUGGAAAAAACAGCUGACAUGUUCCAUCCGUCAGUUUUAUAGAGAUGGUGCCGCUUCCCUAGCAACUUUACCUCUUCUUAAUCCGAUCUCUGCCGAUACUCAAUCAAGUCCAAAAGUCUAA